Agrilus planipennis (emerald ash borer) is the source of this 1347-nucleotide messenger RNA. RefSeq lists its product as uncharacterized. Gene Ontology annotation, cellular component: axon; membrane; neuronal cell body. NCBI's taxonomy places the organism in Eukaryota, Metazoa, Arthropoda, Insecta, Coleoptera, Buprestidae. The transcript has 5 exons. The record is from RefSeq and is a predicted model, not a curated record. The coding region runs from base 318 to 1313 and encodes 331 amino acids. Gene Ontology annotation, biological process: sensory perception of taste.
UAAAAUAACAGUUAUAAAACCUGGCUUUAAUUGUCCUGCCCCAUAGGUGACAAGUGUUGCAGAGAAUGACUGGUCGAUUUGAUUAUUUCUAUAGUUGUGUUAUCACACUGCCCUCUCAUGUUGGGCAUAUUCCAAACGGCGCGGGCAUUUUUUAUAAUGUUCUAUUAACCACUUGGUCUAUAACAGAUACAUUACAUUACUAUUACAUAGUACGUAUACAUGACACUUAUUUAAUGUUUUAGAUUCAACAAUUUCAUAAAAUAACUACAAGUAAACAUUUAAUUUACGAAUUUGGCCGCCCCAUAAUAUUCACCAUAAUGGUUGUAUGUUCGCGGCUAUCAUUAUUAUUUUCGGACGGGAAGCAACUCAUGAAAGUUUUUAAUCUUCUACAAGAAGUGGAUGUCGUACUGCCUUCGGCCUCUUCAACCCUCAAAGAAGAUGCUAGAAAAAUGAAGCUUAUAUUUUUCGUAAUACUUGUCUUGCCCCUACCAUUUCAUUUAUAUUCAUUAAUGUAUAACAGUGAUGGAUCCCUAAUGUCUAUACUGAAUUAUGUCGUUGUGCGUUUUAACAACACAGGAUUUGGUUUAACUGAAUGUCAGUUUCUUUGUCUCUGCAAUUUGGUAUACACGAGAUUCAAAGUGAUUAACAAAAGUUUAAGAAGUUUAACACUGAUGACGAAGGGUGAUGAUAUUCUACUAAAUAGCAAUGCUGGUGUUAACUGUAACAGAAUUUCUAACGUGAUUGACGAAUUACAUUUGACAGGAGCAUCAAAUUAUCCUCCAGGUUACAACUCAGUAAGGAAUUGUAGUUCUUCUAAUAUUGCCGCUGAAGAUAUACAAAAAUUAAAAUUAGCGCAUGUUAGGCUAACAAAAGCCUUGACUAAUCUAAAUCUGUAUUAUAGUCCGAAUUUGUUAUCAUCCACUUUUGCUUACAUCUUUUUCGUUCUGUUUUGCCUGUACUACUCGGUUUAUAGUAAUUAUCAAUUAUCAGCAUCGGAUAUUAAUAAUUUACAGCUUUUUAAUAGUACACUAUGGAUGGUGUUAGUUCUGAUGAAAUUUUUUUUGGCUUGUUUUGUGGCCAACUACGUCACAGAUGAAGGCAACACGACCAAGAUUUUGAUAUCUAGAUUCAUUCACAGAGGUUUGCCGACAGCUACGAAACAAGAGCUCAUUAAUUUUUUUGAAUACGCUAUUGAAAGAGAAGAAAAAUUGACAAUAUGCGGAAUAUUUAUCUUGGACCACAGCCUAUUAGCAAAGGCUGUGGUUACAGGAAUUACAUUUUUAAUACUCUUAAUCCAAUUUCGAAGUAUUUAACUGGUUAAUACAUGCAGGAUUCUUGCAUUCAGAU